AGAGAAAUCAAGACUUUCGGACACCGCUCUGGAAAGCCAGGGAGCGGCAGGAGUGGGAGAACCCAGCCCGGAGUGGCUCCCGCCGAGCCGGACUCAGCAAGGCUGCGGCCUUUUCUUCCCCCGGACUACGUUUCCCAGCGGCCCCCGCGGGAACUGGGCCGGCGGCCUCUUUGUGUCCUCCGGGGCCGAGGGAGUUGAGGUGCUUCUUUCCUGGCCCGCUAGGCAAGGUUCCGUCCAGCUGAGCGAGGCGGGCGAGGCCCGAGUGGCGGAGACUCCCCGAACCUUGGGGCGGGAAAGGGAUCUUCCUGCAGUUUAGUUCUGCAGGGAAGAUUGCAACCAGAAGGAAGAGAAGCCUAAAAGUCUAGACUGGUAAUUCUGGAUGCUGCAAGGAAAGUUUCUCAUGUUCCCUUUCCCAUGUCAGUCAACUGAGUUCACUGCCAUUUCUCAAGUGAAGAGCCAGGAGGAAGAAAGAAUGGCUGUUGAACUUCUUAAUGCCAUGUACCAGGAUUUGGUGACCUUCAGAGAUGUGGCUGUAGACUUCUCCCAAGAAGAGUGGAAUUGUCUGGAUUCCUCUCAGAGGCAUUUAUACAGUAAUGUGAUGUUGGAAAACUAUAACAUCUUGGUGUCAUUGGGUCUUUGCUUUUCUAAGCCAAGUGUGAUAAUAUUGUUGGAACAAGGAAAAGAGCCAUGGAUGGUGAAGAGAGAGUUCACAAAUGGCUUGUGUUCAGGCUGGGAAUCUAUGUAUGAGACUAAAGAAUUGAUGCCAAAGCAGGAACUUUAUGAAGAACAAUCAUCCCAGAAUAUAAUGGAAAAACUUACAAGCUUUGGGUUUGAGUACUCCAGUUUGAGAGAAGACUGGAAAUGUGAAGGCCCUCUUGAAAGGCAACCAGGAAAUCAGAAGGCAUGUUUCAAGAAAGAGACAAUCCCUUAUGAAGAAGCCUUUAUUGAUGAGAGAAAAGAAGAAUAUAACAAAUCUUGGGGAAGUUUCCAUCAGAACACCCUGCUUCAUACACAACAGAUAAUCCCCAAAGAGGAAAAAGUAUAUAAACAUGAAACAUAUAAGAAAAGCUUAAAAAACAGUUUAGUGGGUACUAAACCCAAGAGUGUCUAUGCAGAGAAAAAACUUUUGAAAUGUAAUGAUUGUGAAAAAGUCUUUAGCCAGAGCUCAUCCCUUACUCUUCAUCAAAGAAUUCAUACUGGAGAGAAACCCUAUAAAUGUGUGGAAUGUGGGAAAGCCUUCAGUCAGAGAUCAAACCUUGUUCAACAUCACAGGAUUCAUACUGGAGAAAAACCCUAUGAAUGCAAGGAAUGUAGGAAAGCCUUCAGCCAGAAUGCACAUCUAGUUCAACAUCUGAGAGUUCAUACUGGAGAGAAACCUUAUGAAUGUAAAGUAUGUAAGAAAGCCUUCAGCCAGUUUGCCUAUCUUGCUCAACAUCAGAGAGUUCACACUGGAGAGAAACCUUAUGAAUGUAUUGAAUGUGGGAAAGCAUUUAGCAAUAGAUCAUCCAUUGCUCAACACCAGAGAGUUCAUACUGGAGAGAAACCUUAUGAAUGUAAUGUUUGUGGGAAAGCAUUUAGCCUUCGUGCAUACCUUACUGUACAUCAGAGAAUACAUACUGGAGAAAGACCUUAUGAAUGUAAGGAAUGUGGGAAAGCCUUCAGCCAGAAUUCACACCUUGCUCAACAUCAGAGAAUUCAUACAGGAGAAAAACCUUAUAAAUGUCAGGAAUGUAGGAAGGCAUUCAGCCAGAUUGCCUACCUUGCUCAACAUCAAAGAGUUCAUACUGGAGAGAAACCCUAUGAGUGUAUUAAAUGUGGGAAGGCUUUCAGCAAUGACUCAUCCCUUACUCAACAUCAGAGAGUCCAUACUGGAGAAAAACCUUAUGAAUGUAAUGUUUGUGGAAAGGCUUUUAGUUACUGUGGAUCCCUUGCCCAGCAUCAAAGAAUUCAUACUGGAGAGAGACCCUAUGAAUGUAAAGAAUGCAAGAAAACCUUCAGGCAACAUGCACACCUUGCUCAUCAUCAGAGAAUUCACCUUGGGGAAUCCCUCUCACCACCCAAUCCAACCAAUCACCAAGUCUUAUAAAUUCAAUCUCCUAAAUAUUUCUGGAACUUUUACUCCUUAUUUUUAAUAUUGUUACCUUAAGUCUAAGAUUCAUCUCACAUAGAUCAGUGUUACAGCUUUCUAAUGGGCCUUCUGGUAUUCUUUUUUUUUUGCCACCCUUAAAUCCAUUUCCCAUAAUGCACCCAAACUGAAGUUUUAAAGUUUAAAAAUUAACAUAUCUCUAGUUAAAACUGUUUUUUGCAGGGCUGGAGUUGUGGCUCAGGGGUAGAGUACUUGCCUAACAUGUGUGAUGCCCUAGGUUCAAUUCUCAGCACUGCAUAUAAAAAAAUGAAUAAAAUAAAGGUCCAUCAACAUCUAAAGAAAUAUUUUUUAAAAAACUGAUUUUUGCUAGCUGUUGUUUUUAAACUAACCACCCAAUCCAACCAAUCACCAAGUCUUAUAAAUUCAAUCUCCUUUAAAAUUGUCAUCACCUUUAAAAUUGUCAAUGAGGCUCUCCAUUAUCUGGUUCUUACAUUUCCACAUAGCCUCAUUUUAUUCCAGUCUCUUCUAGGCAGUAGGUACUUCCCAGGACUAAGAACUUGGAUUCUGGAAAAUCACUACCAAUGGCAGUGUGUGACUUUGAACAACUUGUUUGAAUUAUCUAAACAUCAGGAUUUUUUUUUUCAAAUAGGGAUGACAAAAGAUACUAUAUUGUAGAAAUGUAUUAAAUGAAACUGUCUGUUGUAAAUUGUUGCCUAUUAAGUGAGGAAUUUGCAUGUAAAAUGCUUCACAUAGAAUGUCAACAAUAGCAGAUAACCUAAUAUGUAUUGGGUGCCUACUAUGCACUAAGCACUGCUAUACAUACUCAACAUACAUUAACUCAUUCACUCCUCAGACUUAAAACAAUAUUCAUUAGUGGACAAGGUAGAUAGCAUCCCUGGGAAACAUCAGACCAAAAUUGGAAAAACAAAAUUUUUAGAACAUAAGACAGUCUUUAUAUUCUGAGUGAAUAAUCAAUAUAGACACAGGUAGUAGAACUAUUAUAACCAGUUUUAGAAAGUUUCUAAAGAGAAUGGCUUGUAUAAACCAAUAAAAUAAAGAAAAUAAGGAUUCACUGGGAAGAAUACAGAACUUAAAUUUAGGUCAAGGAAAUAAUAGAAAUGAUCACUAUUACCCUAAAAAAAUGCAUAGGUGCCAUUUAAAAAAGCAUCAACCCCAACUAAUUGUAUGGGUGAAUUCAGGUAAUUUUGAAAACAUAAGUCAUCUUAUAUUACACAAAAAAAUGUAAAGUUUGUGGAUUUCAAAAUUGAAAAUCAAAAUGGAAAGGUAAUCAAAGGCAUAAAACAGUAGGCUAAUAUAGAUAAUAUAUGCUUUCAUGCAUUCAAUGACUAUCAAGUAGUUAGUCUUUACUAGACACUAUUUGAGGCAUGAGAAGGCAACCAUGAACAAUAGAAAAUCAUGUGCUCAAUGGAGUUAAAUUCCAGAGGCUGAAGCAAUUAAAUUACUACUUAAAUAUAAAACAAUAGAUUUUCUUUUUCUUUUUUAAUAUUUAUUUUUUUAGUUGUAGUUGGACACAACACCUUUAUUUCACUUGUUUAUUUUUGUAUGUGGUGCUGAGGAUCAAACCUAGGGUCCCUCACAUGGGAGACGAGUUCUCUACUGCUGAGUCACAACCCCAGCCCUAGAUUUUCUUUUUUUUAAAUUUUUUUCAGUUGUAGGUGGACACAAUAUCUUUUAUUUUUAUGUGGUGCUGAGGAUCAAACCCAUGCAAGGUGGGCGUUUUACCACUGAGCUACAGCCCCAGUCCUAAAACAAUAGAUUUUCUAACCCCAGAAAACUGAAGAAUAACAAGAAAAUAAAUUGAGGAGCAUUAUAUAGCCUAGGCUGAAGAGACUGAACCUAAUAAAGUGAGUUGUUCUUAA
This is a messenger RNA of Ictidomys tridecemlineatus (thirteen-lined ground squirrel), 3966 nucleotides long. It is a transcript of the gene Znf570, whose product is annotated as zinc finger protein 570. NCBI's taxonomy places the organism in Eukaryota, Metazoa, Chordata, Mammalia, Rodentia, Sciuridae. The record is from RefSeq and is a predicted model, not a curated record. Gene Ontology annotation, cellular component: transcription regulator complex; PcG protein complex; chromatin. Gene Ontology annotation, molecular function: DNA-binding transcription factor activity, RNA polymerase II-specific; RNA polymerase II cis-regulatory region sequence-specific DNA binding. Gene Ontology annotation, biological process: regulation of transcription by RNA polymerase II.